This is a messenger RNA of Numida meleagris (helmeted guineafowl), 880 nucleotides long. It is a transcript of the gene KCNMB1, whose product is annotated as potassium calcium-activated channel subfamily M regulatory beta subunit 1. Gene Ontology annotation, molecular function: calcium-activated potassium channel activity; potassium channel regulator activity. Gene Ontology annotation, cellular component: voltage-gated potassium channel complex; membrane. Bases 223 to 825 code for a protein of 200 amino acids. The transcript is spliced from 4 exons. The record is from RefSeq and is a predicted model, not a curated record. Gene Ontology annotation, biological process: potassium ion transport; detection of calcium ion. Lineage: Eukaryota; Metazoa; Chordata; Aves; Galliformes; Numididae.
AGGGGAACUAGGUUAUGAGUUCGGCCACAGUAAAGCAAACCCAGAGAAGUACAGGAAAGAAAAAAAAUAAAUCCCUUCCAGCUCUAAGCUCCAGUGCUUUACGUUGGGCACAAAGGUGUUUCACGGAGUCUGUCACGUAGCAGAAGCUGCUCUACCACCAGUGCAAGCGGCACUUCAUCAGAAACAGAUCAGAGAGAUUCCAGAUUUCAUAACACCUGAAUCAUGUUGGCAAAAAAGCUGGUGACGGCACAGAAGCGAGGAGAGACGAGGGCCCUAUGUCUGGGACUGGGAAUGGUGGCAUGCUCCAUGAUGAUGUACUUCUUUAUUGGGAUUACAAUUGUGCCAUUCUACACGAAAAGUGUUUGGACAACAGAAACCAUAUGCAAGGUCCUCAAAGCCAACAUCAAGGACAAAGCCCCCUGCCCCAACAGCGAAGGCUCAGAGGAUGAGGAUAUCUUUCACUACCCUUGCCUACAGGUGUGGGUUAAUCUGACAGCCUCAGGACAAGAGGUCAUGUUGUACCACACUGAAGAUACUCUGGAAAGAAAUCCAAAGUGCUCAUACGUCCCAGGCAACUCUGAGAACUCCAAAGAAGUGAAAGCACGAAUAGAAACAAUUGCAAACAAUUUCAAAAAGUAUCAGACUUUCCCAUGCUACUAUGACCCAGGAGGAAUGCAGACCAAUGUCAUUUUAAGCAGACUUUAUCCCCCCAAAGGCCUCCUCUUCACCUUCCUUUGGCCCACGCUCUUGUUUAGCGGUGGAUGUCUGAUUAUCGUCCUGGUAAAGAUCAGCCAGUAUGUUUCUGUUCUUUCUGCUCGGCAGUAGAAAGUAAAUAUCCAGCAAAGAUUGUUGCUACUUAUUAAAGUGCCUUUGUUCUGUC